Messenger RNA from Mytilus californianus (California mussel), 837 nucleotides. RefSeq names its product FACT complex subunit SSRP1-like. The transcript is spliced from 6 exons. The record is from RefSeq and is a predicted model, not a curated record. NCBI's taxonomy places the organism in Eukaryota, Metazoa, Mollusca, Bivalvia, Mytilida, Mytilidae. Bases 107 to 802 code for a protein of 231 amino acids.
AUGUAGGUGUGGUAUGGUAAUUAAAAAGUAACACGAGAUUUUACAGGACGGUUGAUAUUUGCUACAGGUUUCCACUUGUAACAGAUUGUAUUUUGUUCGAAUUGAAAUGAACACAAUACGGGUAGUGCUGUUUUUAAUUGCCAUCCUCGUGGCUGGUAAAUGUCAAGAUGAUUUUGGUGACCUUGACGAAGAUAGUAAUGAUAACGCCCAUGACAUAUCAGAACGAGAGGAAGAAUUCAUUAAUGAGGAUGACCUGAAUGAUAAAGAUGAAAGAUCGGAAGACGAAUUUGUCGACGAGGAAAGUGAUGAAAACCUUGGUGAAAUGGAAAGAGAGGAAAGAUCUGAUGAUGAAUCUUUAGAGCAGGAGAAUGAUGAAAAUAUCGAUGACAUAUCAGAUAACGAAAAGAGAGAUGACGAAGAGGAGGAAUUGACAUCUGAGGAUGACAUCGUGAGACGUGAGACACUUGAAGAGUUGAGAGAACAAAUGAAGGCGGCUAGAAAGUCAUUUAGGGACAGGAUAGAGGCCUGCGGUGUAAAGAAUAACUUUGUGCCAAUGAAAAACUGCAAAGAAUGCAGAUCAACUUGUAGAGCAACGCGAACCUGCAGAUCAUGUCGAGGAAUUUGUAAAGAUGAUUGGAAUGAACUGAAGUCUAAAGAUUGUGACCUUACAUUUGACAGGACAGCAUUUAAGAAAUAUCAUGAACAAAGAAGAAAUGAAUGGGAGAACAAAAAGCAAGACGGAAAACGAGAUUUUUGGAAGAAAAUAAGGGAUAGGGUUUUCCGAUUGAAGAAUGGAAGAUAAGAAUUAAAAUAUUUCAUCAGUAGCCAAAACUGAAA